AUGGAAAGAGAAAUGGUGCAUGUUGAUGAGUUUGAAAAAUGGGAAAGGGAAUUUAUAUGGGAAGCUGUUGAUGGUCAUGGAAUGCAUUUGGAAGCUGCACAUUACAUGGUUGAUGAAGCUGUAGAUGAGGAGCUAAGGUACAAUAAAUUCAGAAUUAUGUUUCUAGCUGUGAUGAAUGACAUAACGGACAAACCAGAUUUGAAAACGGUGGACUUGGUUUUCAUACCAAUUGUUGUUGAUGAAAGUUACUACCUAGUGUGUUUUUGCUUGAAAAGGGUUGCAUUUUAUAUAUUUGAUCACAUCAAGAGGUCUGGGACAAUCGAGUCUGCAUAUGGGAAUAGACCACAAAAGCUUCUUUUGUCGUUAUCUGAAUAG
Molecule: messenger RNA, 375 nt
Organism: Lactuca virosa
Lineage: Eukaryota; Viridiplantae; Streptophyta; Magnoliopsida; Asterales; Asteraceae
Source: the annotation of a GenBank genome assembly